GCUGCCAAGCCUUGAGCUGGAUGUUUAUUCCAUACUGUAGUCACCCCUGGGAAAUGCUAUGGAUUGGCAAGGCAAAAGCUUCCUCAGCAACACAAACUGCUUGGAGGAAAACAAACCCGGCAGGCAGAGAGCCUGGGAAUGUUCAUGUGGUAAAAUACGUUUAAUUUUGGAAGAAAUAGCAGAAAUUUGGGAGUGUUUGCUGCAAGGUCCACACACACCACAGAGGUGAUUGUACAGCUCCACUUUUAGCUGUAAAUAAACCAUCAUCCAGCUCUGGAAGUUAAACUAUUCUUGGACUGAAAUCUGGUUUUGGGGAGUGGAGAAAGUGGAAUGCUGGAAUCACAGCRUGGUUUGGAGUGGAAGGAGCUGUAGAGAUCAGUUGGGCCCUGGCUGGGACACCUCCCAUUGAUCCAGGCUGCUGCAAGCACUUGUGGAAGAGCACAGGCAGCCCAGUAACGGUGCCACUGGUGCCCACUGGUCUGUACUGGUGAAGAGCAGAAGUGAUCAGCUCAACAGUCAUGGGUUUGAGAUGCUUGACAAGCGCUUUGGUUCGUUCUUUGUCUCAGAUUGGGAAAUGAACCCUCCUCAAGUUGGGAAGCUCGCAGUUCUGCUCCUCCUCCCUCCUUCAUCUGCAGCCUCAGCCCCUUCCCUGCUCCCAGCAGGCUCCUCCUCUCCUCUCUCCAGAGAAGAGAGCACAUCUUUUAAUUUGGCAGCCGAGCACAUCUUUUAAUUUGGCAGCCGAGAGAGCAGCGUGUGCUCCACGCUGGGAACGGCCCCUCCGUGCAGUGCAGCAGAGGAACGGCCACAAACACACCCUGGCCCAGUUCAGCCCCAGCAGAUGCUGACACACAACUGCUUCUGGUGGAGAAUAUUCCUCUGAACCAGAGGCAGUUCAUACUGCUUGAUUUCCCUGGUUUUUCUGCUCCUCUUUAGAGAUGGCAUCGGACGUUUCCUCGCUGGGUGCAGCUGUGGGCUCGGGGACCCCUGGAGCAGGAGCCCAGCAAGGAGGAGCAGUGGCCCAGAGGCCCAGCAAGAGACGGCCCGGGCUUGAUUUUGAUGAUGAUGGAGARGGGAACAGUAAAUUCCUCAGAUGUGAUGAUGACCCGAUGCCAAAUGAUAAAGAGAGAUUUGCCAGGUCUGAUGAUGAGCAGAGUUCAGCGGAUAAGGAGAGACUUGCCAGGGAGAACCACAGCGAGAUCGAGCGCAGGAGGAGGAACAAGAUGACAGCCUACAUCACRGAGCUGUCRGACAUGGUGCCCACGUGCAGCGCCCUGGCCCGCAAGCCCGACAAGCUGACCAUCCUGCGCAUGGCCGUGUCGCACAUGAAAUCCCUGCGUGGCACCGGCAACACCUCCACGGAUGGCACCUACAAACCCUCCUUUCUCACCGACCAGGAGCUCAAACACCUGAUCCUGGAGGCAGCUGAUGGCUUCCUGUUCAUCGUGUCGUGCGAGACGGGCCGCGUGGUGUACGUGUCGGACUCGGUGACGCCGGUGCUGAACCAGCCGCAGUCCGAGUGGUUCGGCAGCACUCUGUACGAGCAGGUGCACCCCGAYGAUGUGGGCAAGCUGAGGGAGCAGCUCUCCACCUCCGAGAACGCCCUGACAGAGGGAACCAAACCCUGGUGCCUUUCUACCAAGGAUGCUGCAGCCCCCCCCGAGAAUGCAUCUAAAGGUCGUAUUCUUGAUUUGAAGACGGGCACUGUGAAGAAGGAAGGGCAGCAGUCCAUGAGGAUGUGCAUGGGCUCCCGGCGAUCUUUCAUCUGCCGAAUGAGGUGUGGCAACAGCUCUGUGGAUCCAGUCGCUGUCAAUCGUCUCAGCUUCAUGAGGAAUCGCUGCAGGAAUGGUUUAGGUGCAGCCAAGGAUGGAGAACCUCACUACGUUGUCGUGCACUGCACAGGCUACAUCAAAGCCUGGCCCCCAGCAGGUGUUUCCCUGCCUGAUGAUGACCCUGAUGCUGGCCAGGGCAGCAAGUUCUGCCUCGUGGCCAUUGGCAGGCUCCAGGUGACCAGCUCUCCCAACUGCACAGACAUGAACAAUGUGUGCCAGCCAACAGAAUUCAUCUCCCGACACAACACCGAAGGCAUUUUCACCUUCAUCGACCACCGGUGCGUGGCCACCGUUGGCUACCAGCCCCAGGAACUUUUGGGGAAAGACAUUGUGGAUUUCUGCCAUCCAGAAGAUCAACAGCUUUUACGGGACAGCUUUCAACAGGUGGUGAAGUUAAAAGGCCAGGUUCUGUCAGUCAUGUUCCGCUUCCGAUCCAAAAACCGGGAAUGGCUGUGGAUGAGAACCAGCUCGUUCACCUUCCAGAACCCCUACUCGGAUGAGAUCGAGUACAUCAUCUGCACCAACACCAACGUCAAGAACUCGAGCCAGGAGUCCMGGCCUGCCCUGACAAACUCCAUGCCAAGGCCUCAGCUGGGGCAGAACGUCAGCCUUCCCCUGGACAUGGGCACAGCCCCACUGCCCUCCAGGCAGCAGCAGCCAGCCCAGGCAGAGCUGGAGGUGGGCCCAGGAAGGGAGAGCUUGGCUGGGUAUGAGCACUCACAGGUGCCCGUCCAGCCUGUGAGUGCUGCUGGCCCCGAGCACAGCAAACCCCUGGAGAAGGCUGAGAGCCUGUUCAGCCAGGAGCGGGACCCGCGCUUCGGGGAGAUCUUCCCUGGCAUCAGCACAGACCAGAGCAAAGCCAUCCCUGUCAGCACCGUGCCGGCCAACCCACCCCUCUUCACCCAGGGAAACACCUUCACUGCUGCCCGGCCCACUGAGAACUUCAGGAGCAGCAGCAUGGUGCCUCCAGUGAACAUCAUCCAGCAGCAGCCCUCUCCCGCUGGCCGGAUCUUGUCGCAGAUCUCCCGGCACUCCAGCCCAGCUCAGGUCAGCGGGAGCAGCUGGGCUCCAGGGACACGGCCGGUGUUCACASCCCAGCAAGUGGCAUCGCAGACGGUGAAGACCCGAGCUCCUUCCUUCGGCAUGGGGACAUUCCAGGGCACCCCAUCGUCCUUCAGCUCCAUGGCAGCGCCGGGAUCGACGGCGUCCCCCACCACGGCCCCGUACCCGGCCCUGGGCAGCCGUGGCACAGGAUUCACAGCCGCCGAGGCAGCGCAGACCCCGGCCCCGUUCCAGCCCCGCGCCGCUGACGCCGUGGGAAUGUGGCCACAGUGGCAGGGACAGCACCACGGCCCCGGAUCCGGGGAGCAGCACGUGCAGCAGCCCCAGCCCAGCCAGCCUGAGGUCUUCCCAGACAUGCUGACCAUGCUGGGGGACCAAGGGCCCAACUACAACAAUGAAGAAUUCCCAGAGUUGAAUAUAUUCCCUUCUUUUUCCGAAUAAAACAAGCAUUAGGGGAAACAACAUAAAUCUCUACAAUAUCCACGUGUCAAGGARAACAGCCGAGUCUUUUUCUCAAGGAACUGUCCAAACACUUCCCACCUUCUGGAAGCGGCGCUCCGACGAGGGAUGGCUGUGGGAGAGGAGSUGGUUUGGACACCUCCUCCCUGUGGGAUUGUUCUGGAAGCUUCAGGACUYGAGUGCCACGAGGCCAAAGGCCCCGUGUUCCCAGAGCCACUGCCAAGUGGAUUUCUGUGGGAGGGAUUCCUGUCUGGAUCACAGACAGCCCUUCCAAACUUUUUAAGGUGGCUUUGACUGUUUUUAUUUUCAUUCUCUGCCGUGACUUUUUCUAUAAAACACAAACUGUUGGAAUUUUUAAAUAUUGGAAGAAGCUCUUCCAAGUGUUAUCCCUGUAAACACAAUCCUGGAGGAUGCUUGAGUAAGAAUCCAUGUCCUGAGCCGGUGUUUUCCUCUUUUUUGGAGGAAUGUUGGCUGUUUUUGGAGGGUUGUUACCGCAUCUCCAGUCCAGGGUGCUCCAUGUGGAGAUUCCCGUSUUUGUUUGGAAUCUUCUCUGUCCUGUGAACUGUGCAAUGAAGUCAGUGUGACCCAUAACCCCCUGUUCCCCYGGGAUAAUUAACGAGCCAUAAAAAUAUUAUCCAUGUAGCUUUCUUCUGAAUUUUCCAGCUGAUGGUUUCUGUACUGCCACAAAUGGAUGUUUUGACAGGUUUUUUGGGAUAAAACCUGCUCCACGCUGUCCAUGGAAUUUUAUCACAUAUAGAUCAGUUCCUUGUCCUCAUUUUGGAGUUUGAUGUAGGAGAAUCCCUGGAUUUGAUCAGGAGGAGUUGCUGAGGAACUGUGUUAUUUUCACUACAUUUGCUCACUCACCGUCUCCUUAAAGAAAAAUUGAAAAAUUCCUGCCAUGGGAUGAUCCUGUUGUUGCCAAAUCGUAAACUGUAAGAGGACAGCUGGAAAAAGUAGGGAACAGAAUGAAUUUUUUAUAUAUAUAAAUAUAUAUAUAAAAUUUUUAAUUUUUAAACCUUGA
This is a messenger RNA of Malurus melanocephalus (red-backed fairy wren), 4371 nucleotides long. It is a transcript of the gene ARNT, whose product is annotated as aryl hydrocarbon receptor nuclear translocator. Bases 936 to 3332 code for a protein of 798 amino acids. Gene Ontology annotation, cellular component: cytoplasm; transcription regulator complex; aryl hydrocarbon receptor complex. The transcript has 22 exons. Gene Ontology annotation, biological process: regulation of transcription by RNA polymerase II. The record is from RefSeq and is a predicted model, not a curated record. NCBI's taxonomy places the organism in Eukaryota, Metazoa, Chordata, Aves, Passeriformes, Maluridae. Gene Ontology annotation, molecular function: RNA polymerase II cis-regulatory region sequence-specific DNA binding; protein dimerization activity; DNA-binding transcription factor activity, RNA polymerase II-specific.